This is a messenger RNA of Myotis myotis, 1449 nucleotides long. It is a transcript of the gene DMC1, whose product is annotated as DNA meiotic recombinase 1. Gene Ontology annotation, cellular component: nucleus; condensed nuclear chromosome. Gene Ontology annotation, biological process: DNA strand invasion; reciprocal meiotic recombination; chromosome organization involved in meiotic cell cycle. Bases 37 to 1059 code for a protein of 340 amino acids. Lineage: Eukaryota; Metazoa; Chordata; Mammalia; Chiroptera; Vespertilionidae. The transcript has 13 exons. Gene Ontology annotation, molecular function: ATP binding; DNA strand exchange activity; single-stranded DNA binding. The record is from RefSeq and is a predicted model, not a curated record.
GGUGGUGGUGUUUUUUUCUGCUGCUCUCCUUUCAAUAUGAAGGAGGAUCAAGUUGUGCUGGAGGAACCAGGAUUCCAAGAUGAUGAGGAAUCUUUGUUUCAAGACAUUGACCUGUUACAAAAACAUGGAAUUAACGUGGCUGACAUUAAAAAACUGAAGUCAGUAGGAAUCUGUACCAUCAAAGGGAUACAAAUGACAACAAGAAGAGCCCUGUGCAAUGUCAAAGGGCUCUCAGAAGCAAAAGUGGACAAGAUUAAAGAGGCAGCCAACAAACUUAUUGAGCCAGGAUUCUUGACUGCAUUUGAGUAUAGUGAGAAGAGGAAAAUGGUUUUCCAUAUCACCACUGGGAGCCAGGAAUUUGAUAAGUUGCUAGGAGGUGGAAUUGAAAGCAUGGCAAUCACAGAAGCUUUUGGAGAAUUUCGUACUGGAAAAACCCAGCUCUCUCAUACACUCUGUGUGACAGCUCAACUUCCAGGAGCAGGUGGCUACUCAGGAGGAAAGAUUAUCUUCAUCGAUACAGAAAAUACUUUCCGUCCAGAUCGCCUCCGGGACAUUGCUGAUCGCUUCAAUGUAGACCAUGAUGCAGUACUGGACAAUGUGCUUUAUGCACGUGCAUAUACUAGUGAACAUCAGAUGGAGCUACUUGACUAUGUAGCAGCAAAGUUCCAUGAAGAAGCUGGCAUCUUCAAGCUGUUGAUCAUUGAUUCGAUAAUGGCCCUUUUUCGAGUGGAUUUCAGUGGUCGUGGGGAGUUGGCUGAACGACAACAAAAAUUGGCCCAGAUGUUAUCACGACUCCAAAAAAUCUCAGAAGAAUAUAAUGUGGCUGUGUUUGUGACCAAUCAAAUGACUGCUGAUCCAGGAGCAACUAUGACUUUUCAGGCAGACCCCAAAAAACCCAUUGGGGGACACAUUCUCGCUCAUGCAUCAACAACAAGAAUAAGCUUGCGAAAGGGAAGAGGAGAACUAAGAAUUGCCAAGAUUUAUGACAGCCCUGAGAUGCCUGAAAAUGAAGCCACCUUCGCAAUAACUGCUGGAGGAAUUGGGGAUGCCAAGGAGUAGGUGGUGAAUUGAUGCAAAUUGCUUCUUAGUGCUUAUUAGGAGAUGAAGAAAUAGAAAAGCAGUCUCACAUUUUAGAUCUUGAUUUAAGAAUUUGUUUUUUCAACAUGUUAUUAAAGGAAAGUUGGCAAGAGAUUUAACUCAUAUUUAUCUAAAAAUGUAAAAAGUUCUUGAUUUAUAACUUUACAUUGUAUGUCAAUUCAUGGAUAUAUAUGAAUGAAUAAACCUAUCAAAAUAGUUGGGGCUCUAGCUGGUUUUUCUCAGUGGUGAAGCAUCAGCCCAUGUACCUCAGUUGCAUGCUCAAUCUCCAGCACCAUACCCUAGCCUGAUCCCCAACCCAGUUGGGGCGCUUGUGGGAGGCAGUCAAUCGAUGUUUCUCUCUCUCUCUCUCUC